AUGGAGAAAGAAGAGGAGGCUGCUUCAGUUCAUGAGGAUAUGACUCACCAACACAUGAUCAAUCCACAUGUUCAAAGGCGUAAAGGGGGCUUCGUUACCAUGCCUUUCAUUAUAGCAAAUGAGGCACUAGCUAAGCUGGCUAGCGUAGGGCUUUUUCCAAACAUGAUAUUGUAUUUGAUAGGAGAUUACAAGCUGGGAGUAGUGAAAGCAACCAAAAUUAUGUUCUUAUGGUUUGCUGCUACCAAUUUCACUCCUGUGAUGGGUGCUUUCAUCGCUGAUUCUUAUUUGGGUCGCUUCCUUGCCAUUGGUUUGGGUUCAAUUAUCAGUUUCCUGGGAAUGGCACUGAUGUGGUUAACAGCCAUGACCCCUCAGACAAGGCCUCCCCCUUGCAGCCACUCAACUGAAAACUGCCAAUCUGCAACAACAGGCCAAAUUGCUAUCUUAUUGUCUUGCUUUGCUCUCAUAUCCAUUGGAGGCGGUGGCAUCUCAUGCUCCUUAGCAUUUGGUGCAGAUCAACUUAACAAAAAAACCAAGGCCAAUAACGAGAGGAUCUUGGAAAGCUUCAUAAGCUGGUACAUAGCUUCUCAAGCUAUUGCUGUCGUUUUUUCCUUGACGGGAAUAGUUUACAUCCAAGAUCAUUUUGGAUGGAAAUUGGGUUUUGGUGUUCCAGUAGCCCUUAUGUUCUUGUCCACUAUCUUGUUCUUCCUCAUUUCUCCACGUUAUGUGAAGCAGAAACCACAAAGCAGCAUUCUCACUGGCUUUGCACAAGUAAUUGUUGUUGCCUAUAAGAACAGAAAGCUUUCAUUUCCACCUAAGGACAUGGCUGGAAUGUAUCACCAUAAGAAGGACUCAACCCUUGUUGCUCCAACUGAUAAACUGAGGUUUCUGAAUAAAGCUUGCAUCAUCAAAGACAGAGAACAAGAUACAGCCUCAAAUACAUGGAGUCUUUGCACAACAGAGCAAGUAGAAGAACUAAAGGCCAUAAUUAAAGUUAUUCCCCUUUGGUCUACCAAUAUCAUGGUGGCAGUCGGCACUAGCCAAAACUCAUUUUGGUUGCUCCAAGCUAAAUCCAUGGACAGACAUAUAACUUCAAACUUUGAAAUCCCAGCAGGCUCUUUUGGUGUCUUCAUGAUGCUGUCAGUAUUUAUAACUGCGAGUGUCUAUGAUCGUGUCAUCCUUCCUUUAGCAUCAAAAGUCAGAGGAAAGCCAGUUAGGAUUAGCGCCAAAACUAGAAUAGGAAUUGGGUUGUUUUUCUCCUUCGUGGACUUCAUAGCUUUAGCAGUUAUUGAGAGUAAAAGGCGAAGGAAAGCAAUUCAGGAGGGAUAUAUUGAUAAUCCUCAAGCAGUGUUGGACAUGUCUGCAAUGUGGCUUAUCCUACAUAACAUUGUGUGUGGUAUAGCAGAAGCAUUUAACGCAAUAGGCCAAUCAGAGUUCUAUUACUCUGAGUUUCCAAGCAGCAUGUCAAGCAUUGCCGCGUCCCUAUUCAGCCUAGGAUCUGCUGUAGGAAACUUGGUAGCUUCAUUUUUAGUCAGCAUUGUGGAUAACAUUACUUCCAGAGGGGGUAAAGAGAGCUGGGUUUCAGAUAAUAUUAACAAGGGUCACUAUGACAAGUAUUACUGGCUUCUUGCCAUGAUGGGUUUUGUUAAUAUACUGUACUAUUUGGUUUGCAGUUGGGCUUAUGGACCUAGUGCUGAAGCUGCCUCCAAGAAGGAGGAACUGUUAACUGAACCAGGUAAUAGGGUUCAUCAUGAGCAAGGAGAGGCAAUGCAAGGCUCCAAUGUGGAACAAAUGCUGAAUCCCAGAUAAUUGUUCACUAAAAUUAAUCAGUCAUGCUGGUCACACUGUUGAUUAAAAACGUUUACUACCAAAAUGGGAGCCAGACUCAAUUUGGAUAGUAGCUUUCUAUUUUACUUUUUUCCCAGGUUCUGCUGUUGUAGCAGUUGCGUCCAUGAAUAAUAUUAUUUGUGCACAGCAAUUGCAUCUUGCAAUGUAAGUUUUAAUUAAGAAGAGCAAAACUGAACUAGCAUGUCAUAAUUUCUUGUCCAUGGGGUGAAAACAAACUAACAAGAAUGAUUUUCUUCCGAGGAUCCAUUGUAAAGUAUAGGAAGAUAUGGUUGGCAUGUGCAAAAAGGGAGUG
Messenger RNA from Gastrolobium bilobum, 2137 nucleotides. Its product is annotated as protein NRT1/ PTR FAMILY 1.2-like. The record is from RefSeq and is a predicted model, not a curated record. Gene Ontology annotation, cellular component: plasma membrane. Gene Ontology annotation, molecular function: transmembrane transporter activity. The transcript has 4 exons. The coding region runs from base 1 to 1806 and encodes 601 amino acids. Lineage: Eukaryota; Viridiplantae; Streptophyta; Magnoliopsida; Fabales; Fabaceae. Gene Ontology annotation, biological process: oligopeptide transport; transmembrane transport.